Messenger RNA from Xenia sp. Carnegie-2017, 1197 nucleotides. Its product is annotated as zinc finger MYM-type protein 1-like. Lineage: Eukaryota; Metazoa; Cnidaria; Anthozoa; Malacalcyonacea; Xeniidae. The coding region runs from base 1 to 1197 and encodes 398 amino acids. The transcript has a single exon. The record is from RefSeq and is a predicted model, not a curated record.
AUGAAUGAAGAAGAGAUUUCCACCUUGCACGCCCCAAAACAGCCUAUAUUAGGUGAAUAUCCUGCACGAAAAUUCGGCAGUGAAACAUUUGUGCGACGAUUUCAGCCUGAAUGGUACAAGAAAUAUCCAUGGAUUAGUUACGAAGUGGAUAAAGAUGCAUGCGUUUGUUUUGCCUGUAAAGAAUUUGGGAAGAAUACUUCAUUUGUGCUUACAAAUUGGAAGAAGUCGUCAAAGCUGGCAAAACAUGGCAAGAGUGAGAACCACGUCAGAUCCAUGACAAGAUGGCUCCAGUUUAAAGCAAUGGAAAGAAAGAAAACCUCCGUACUACAACAGCUGAAUAGUGCACACCAGGACCAGGUUGCUAUUAACAGACAAUACUUAAAAGUAAUCAUACAAUCUUUGAUGUACACUGCACAACAAAAUGUUGCAAUUAGAGGUCAUGAAGAGAUUCGGGGUGAUAUAUGGGAGAUAUCUGAUAUAAAUAGAGGAAACUUUCUCGAGUUACUUUGCAUAAGAUGCAACGAUUUGCCUUGGCUGAAAUCUAAACUUCAAAGCCAGCUGCAGACACAUGCUCAGUGGACAUCCCCUGCUAUUCAAAAUGAACUACUGGAAAUAGUAGCAAGUGUCAUGCUUGAGAGGAUAGCAGAAGAAGCAAGAAGUAGCGACUACUACGGAAUAGUUGUCGAUGAAACGGCAGACAUCAGUCGAACAGAGCAAUUAUCUCUUUUCCUCAGAUAUGUUUUCAAUGGCGAAACCAAAGAGACAUUCACUGGUUUCUAUUCAACCAAAUCUACGGAAGGAGAAGUAUUGUAUGAGCUGUUAAAGACAGCCAUUGGCAGGCUAGAGUUGACAUUGGAAAACAUUGUCGCAGAAUGCUUUGAUGGCGCUGCAAAUAUGAGUGGCCCUCGCAAAGGACUUGCUGCACGCAUGAAGGAGUGCUCACCUCUUAGCAUCUAUGUUCACUGCCAUGGGCAUCGGCUUAACUUGGCGCUACAAGAUACGAUGACUACAAUUGAGCCACUUCAGAAAGCUUUAGGUGUGAUCCAGAGUCUCCAUAAUUUCUUGGAAGGAAGUCCCAAACGCCACUCCAUCUUCAAUGACAUCAAGGUCGAAGAUGAGGACGAAGAUAUUACACUGACUAUUAAAUCGCAGAGUGCUACUAGAUGGUCUUGUCGUUGGGCAGCUGUAAAGCAGUAG